AUGUUGAAGGAGCCACUAAGUCCUCAGUGUUGCUGCAAUGAAAGAGUUACUCACGGAAGAGAUAAUCCAGCAUGGUCUGGUGCACAAGAUGGCGGCUUCAGCAAAUUCACUGCGAUUCUCUCAGUGGAGAAGUAUCUUAUCAUAGAUAAGACCGACGAGGUAUCUUUUGAAGUGUGCAAAGAGCCUCAGAAGAUGGCAACAUCCCUAAAAGAGUGUGUAGCCUGGCUCCACGCCUACUUCCGUGAGCCCUGGAAGGUGCAGAAACUAUCUAUCCCUAAUUUUCACCAUCCCAUUUUUGAAAAAGAUUCAUUCACCAAAACGGUUCUACUGGCUUUGCUGAACAAAGUAAAAAUUGGAGAAACCAUCACAUACAAGCAAUUGGCUGAAAUUGCUGGCAAUGAGAAAGCAGUAAGAGCGGUUGGAGGAGCAAUGAGAAACAAUCCGAUUCCCAUUAUGAUACCAUGCCACAGGGUAAUCUGCAGCAACGGAGAUAUUGGCAACUACAGCGGUGGGAAGGCAAAUCAUAUGAAGCUGUGGCUUUUGGCACACGAGAAGUUUCUGAAAGAAAUGUGAACGUGUUUUAAUGCCGUUCACCUAGAGUUGUAAUACAGCCAAAACACAUAACCCAACAUACUAUGCUAUAAGCUUUCAAAUUACUCUGUAGGAUUCAGUAAAAUGGUAAAUAUUUGAGUGACAUAUAAAUAUAAUACAACAUCCGAAGUGAAUUGUGUGGUAGAACUGCUAUAUUAAAAAAGCUAGAUGUGUCCUAAGGGACAAACCUUGUUCGCCAUUUCUUGUUUCUACAUUUUACAGCAGAAUGAGUACAGCAGUCUGUGCCUGUUGUGCUUGUAUUUUGUUCUCAUCUUCAGACCUGUUUUGUUCUAUUUUUAAUGUCCAUUAAAGCAAGGAAAAGGAGGGGCAAAUGGGAAAUUCAACUGCCCCUUUAAGGAAACAUCUUGCUAGCAGAAAGAAUAGCCAGCAAUAUGCAGCAUUGCGUGUUAGCUGAAGCAAAAUAAUUGUUACAAAUACACCUCCCUAUUCCUGCCUGGCUUUGUAUUGUCCAAAAUAGAUUUACCCCUGCCAGUCUAGAUGCCCACAAAUCCACCUUCUCUUUCAUGUUUCAACCUUUAGAUAAAAAAUGUUCCAUAUUAGUCAUUGUUGUUAAAAAAUGAAAAAAAAAACUAUGCCAUCAUUUUCUAGGAAAUGACUAUUGUGUUUAUAUAUGUUUUUGUAAAAUCAUUCAGAUCUUUAGAGAUGUUGAAAAGAUACUUAUAACAAAUUCGACUUCCUUAAAAUUCUGCUUUGUUUUCUUGCCAAUAACUUUUUUUUAUAACAGUUGUACGUUGCAUGCUAAAUAAAAAUUACCGUAUAUUAAAAUAAA
This is a messenger RNA of Bombina bombina (fire-bellied toad), 1381 nucleotides long. RefSeq names its product O-6-methylguanine-DNA methyltransferase (gene MGMT). Gene Ontology annotation, molecular function: methylated-DNA-[protein]-cysteine S-methyltransferase activity. The record is from RefSeq and is a predicted model, not a curated record. Gene Ontology annotation, biological process: DNA repair. Gene Ontology annotation, cellular component: nucleus. The transcript is spliced from 4 exons. Bases 1 to 573 code for a protein of 190 amino acids. Lineage: Eukaryota; Metazoa; Chordata; Amphibia; Anura; Bombinatoridae.